This is a messenger RNA of Puccinia triticina, 810 nucleotides long. RefSeq lists its product as uncharacterized. NCBI's taxonomy places the organism in Eukaryota, Fungi, Basidiomycota, Pucciniomycetes, Pucciniales, Pucciniaceae. The transcript is spliced from 3 exons. The record is from RefSeq and is a predicted model, not a curated record. The coding region runs from base 1 to 810 and encodes 269 amino acids.
AUGAAACUUGCUACUUCGAUACGAUGGCUCACCAUCCACACAUUUCAUCUGUCGUGGCUGGUCCGCCAGAUGAAAGGUGCUCCCCCAGACUUGUUGAAUUGUUUUGGCUGCGGUAAUACAUCACAAACAACUGCAUACAAUGAACGAUGCCAGGAGGCAGACGCGCUCAGGGAAAGACUGCUUCCCAAGGAACCAAUGUCUGCCAAUCAGGAAAACUCGAGACCGCUACCCGACGAGCCGGUGGAGAAAGGCAAUCACUCCGAGUCUCAGAAAUCACAUAUUAACACCCCUUCUGACCAGGGUCAAGGCGCAACAUCAACUAAUGACAUCAAGUUAUCGGGGACUAAUGACGGACAGUUUCAUUGGCGACUCGGGGCCGAUUCCCAAUUCAACAAAAUUGUUGAAAAGCUGGAGAAGGCUCUUGAAGACCUGAAUCAGAAACAAGAAGGCACUACAUUUUCACAACUUCUCCAGAAAGACAAACUCCCUAGUAUACUAGAGAAAUGCAAGUCUCCCAUGUGGACCGGUGAUCUUAAUUCCUGGAAAGAGGAGCUGAAAAAUCAGCUAGUCAAACUGAAUGCAAUAUUAAUUGACCCGCCAGAACAAAUUCAAAACCAAGGAAAUUUGGAAAAGGACUCCAUUUUCACCCUUGUCCACAAGGCAGCAGAUGACAUGAUCAAACUAAUUGAAAGCUUGCCUGAUGAAGAACAUUUUCAAAGAAGACAACAUGAACUUUACUUGCAACUCCUCAAAGAGCUUGAUAAGUACAACAAGAAGAAAAAAUCUCACUUCUUGAUCUCGUUUGCAUGA